Messenger RNA from Eubalaena glacialis (North Atlantic right whale), 3603 nucleotides. RefSeq names its product retinitis pigmentosa GTPase regulator (gene RPGR). The record is from RefSeq and is a predicted model, not a curated record. The transcript is spliced from 15 exons. Gene Ontology annotation, biological process: visual perception; ubiquitin-dependent protein catabolic process; protein ubiquitination. Lineage: Eukaryota; Metazoa; Chordata; Mammalia; Artiodactyla; Balaenidae. Gene Ontology annotation, cellular component: photoreceptor outer segment. The coding region runs from base 99 to 3548 and encodes 1149 amino acids. Gene Ontology annotation, molecular function: ubiquitin protein ligase activity.
AGGGCCCGCUUCGGGGCUGAGGCGCUGCCUUAGGCCCCACCGAGUCUCCCUCAACCCCUUCCCGGCCCAGGCGCAGGCUCCCCGUAGCGCCCUUCGGCAUGGCGGAACCCGAGGAGGUGGUGCCCGAUUCGGGUGCUGUGUUUACGUUUGGGAAAACUGAAUUUGCUGAAAAUAUUCCCAGCAAAUUCUGGUUUAAAAACGAUAUACCUAUAUAUCUUUCAUGUGGAGAUGAACAUACUGCUAUUAUUACAGGAAAUAAUAAGCUUUUCGUGUUUGGCAGUAACAACUGGGGUCAGUUAGGAUUAGGAUCAAAAUCGACUGUUAACAAGCCAACGUGUGUCAAAGCUUUAAAACCGGAAAAAGUGAAAUUUGCUGCCUGUGGAAGGAACCACACCCUAGUUUCAACAGAAGGAGGCAAAGUAUACGCCGCUGGAGGAAAUACUGAAGGACAGCUGGGACUUGGUGAUACUGAAGAGAGAAACACUUUUCAUCUAAUUAGUUUUUUUACAUCCCAGCAUAAGAUUAAACAACUCUCUGCUGGGUCUAACACUUCAGCUGCGCUGACUGAGGAUGGAGAGCUUUUCAUGUGGGGUGACAAUUCUGAGGGGCAAAUUGGUUUACAAAAUAUAACUAGUAUAUGUGUCCCUCAUCAAGUGACCAUUGGAAAACCUAUCUCCUGGAUCUCUUGUGGAUAUUACCAUUCAGCUUUUGUAACAACAGAGGGAGAACUGUACACCUUUGGAGAACCUGAGUAUGGGAAGUUAGGUCUCCCCGAGAAGCUGCUGAUCAAUCACAAAGUGCCCCAGCUGGUGCCUGGAAUUCCUCAGAAGGUGAUCCAAGUAGCUUGUGGUGGAGGGCACACGGUUGUGCUCACAGAGAACGCCGUGUACACCUUUGGGCUGGGACACUUUGGUCAACUGGGUCUUGGCACUUUUAUUUUUGAAACUUCAGAACCCAAAGCCGUUGAGAAUAUUAAGGAUCAGAAAAUAAGUUAUGUUUUCUGUGGAGAAAACCACACAGCUUUGAUAACAGAUUUAGGCCUUAUGUAUACUUUUGGAGACGAUCGACGUGGAAAAUUAGGACUUGGACUGGAGAGUUUUGCCAAUCAGUUCGUUCCCACUUUGUGUUCUAAUUUUUUGAAGUUUAUAGUACAGUUGGUUGCUUGCGGUGGAUGUCACAUGCUAGUUUUUGCCACUCCACGACUUGAUGUGGCAGAAGACGUUGAGUUAGAUGAAAUAAAUGAUUGUUGCUUACCUUCAGCUACAUCUCUGCCCAUCAGUGAUCUGACUUCAGGAAACGUACUGCAGAGAUCUUUAUCAGCACGUGUGCGGCGAAGAGAGAGGGAGAAAUCCUCAGACUCUAUUCAAACGACAGGAACACUACCUCCAAUUGCAGGGACUCUCGUACCACCUGUUUGUUUUUCGCCUUGUUCAGUUCCUUUCUGUAUGUCUACAACUAAUCUGCUAGAGAAAAUGAUGCCUGAUAAAGAGGGCCCUAUGCCGCCAAUGGAACCAGAUUAUUUUCAACAUAAAAUAACCAAAGGGAAAGAGACAGACGGUUUUUCAGCAGAGGAUUCAGAAAGCCUUGGAGAAACUACUGAUGUCUUAAAUAUGACACAUAUGAUGAGCCUGAAUUCCAAUGAAAAAUCAUUAAAAUUAUCGCCAAUUCAAAAACAAAAGAAACAAGAAACAAUUGAGAAACUGAAGCAGCAUACAGCUCAUACUGAAAAUGAUGGUAGUAAUGAAUAUGAAAGUGAAGAGAUGUCCAAAAAGACGAAAGAAGGGAAAGCAUAUAAACAACUUUUGGCAAAAGGAAUGUACAUGAUGCAAGCAGCUGUGACUAUGGAAGCAUUUUCAGAUGAGGACGGUGACCACAUAUCAGAGGAGCAGGAAGGAGAAGAUGAUUCAGAAGGAAGAGGAAUAGAGGAGCAAGAGAUAGAGAUAAAUGAGGAAGUGCCUGGAGAAAAAGAGGAGGAGGAAGCAAAGCUCCUGUCAGAUGACCUUACAGACAGAGCAGAGGUGAGUGAAGGUGAGGGAAAGCCAGGGGGAGAGGCAGAGCACAUGCCUGAAGGCGGAGGUGAGGGAAUCGGGAAGGAGGGUAAUUCAGGAGUGGAACAGAGGAGUGGAACAGGAAGUGAGGAGGGGGAGGAGGAGAAAGACAAGGGAGGAGGAGAAACGGAGAGCCUGGGUAAGGGAGAGAAAGACCUGAAAGAGGAGGAGGAACGGGAGCAAAAGGAGAGGGAACAGGGCCAUCAGGAGGAAAGAAACAAAGGGCUGGAGGAAGGGGAAGGGAGCGAGCAAGCAGGGGGGGAAGGAGAGGAGGAGGAAGGCAAGGAGGAAGAGGGGGGAGAAGGGAAAGAAGGAGAGGAGAAGAGAGAAGGGAAAGAGGAAGAAGAGAAAGGAGAGGGGGAGGAAGAGCAGGAGGGGAAGGGGGAGGAAGUAGAAGAGAGGGAGGGGCAGGAAGGAGAAGAGGAAGGGCAGGAAGAAGAGGGGGGAGAGGAGGAGGGAGAGGGAGGAGAGGAGGAGGGAGAUGAGGAGCAGGAGGGAGAAGGGGGAGCGGAGGAGGGAGGAGAUGAAGGAGAGGAGGAAGGAGAAGAAGGAGAGGAGGAGGAAGGAGACAGGGAGGGAGAGGGGGAAAGAGAGGGGGAGGAGGAAGGAGGAGAGGGGGAAGGAGAGGAGGAGGAGGGAGAGGGGGAAGGAGAAGAAGGGGAGGAGGAGGAAGGAGAGGAGAGGGAAGGAGAGGGAGAGGAGGAGGAAGGAGAGGAGGGGGAGGGGCAGGAAGCAGACGGGGAGGGAGAAGAGGAGGGGGAAGAAGGAGGAGAAGAGGAAGAAGGAGAGGGGGAGGAGGAAGGAGGAGAGGAGGAGGGAGAGGGGGAAGGAGAAGGGGAGGAGGAGGAAGGAGAGGAGGAGGGGCACGAAGCUGAGGGGGAGGGAGAAGAGGAGGGGGAAGAAGGAGGAGAAGAAGAAGGAGAGGGGGAGGAGGAGGAGGGAGAGGGAGAAGGAGAGGGGGAGGAGGAGGGAGAGGGGGAAGGAGAGGGAGAGGAUGAGGGGGAGGGGCAGGAAGCAGAGGGGGAGGGAGAAGAGGAGGGGGAAGAAGGAGGAGAAGAGGAAGAAGGAGAGGGGGAGGAGGGGGAAGGAGAGGGGGAGGGAGUGGGGGAAGGCAAGGAAAGGGAAAAGAAGGAGGGGGCAGUGAGGGAGAGGAAAGAGGAAGAAAACAGCAGGAGAGAAGGGGAGAAGGAAGAAGAGGAGGACGAUGAGGAAGAGGAGGGAAGGUACCAGGAGAGAGGCAAUGAAGAAAGUGGAAGGCAGGAAAGACAGGGUGGAGGAAGAGAAUCCAGCAAAGUGAGCAAGAUGAGAGGAUCUGUGAAAUAUGACAAAGAUAAAACAUAUCCAAAAAAGUUUAUUACUAACAGGGAAGGAAAGGGGAAACAGCAUGAAGUACAGAGGUUCAAAAUGCCAGUGCAGUCAAAACAACUCCUAGAAAAUGGGCCACCAGGUUCCAAAACAUUUUGGAAUAAUGUAUUACCACAUUAUUUGGAAUUGAAGUAACAAACUUUAAAUUUGACCUGAUUAUGUCCAGCCAAACAACUUGAACACAUGAAGA